CUCAUAAGCAACUGUUGCAAACAAUCCAUAAUCAUACGCAAGAAUGUUUUGUGAAAAUAAUCUCGGCAAAGAUUAUUUCAACAUAUCUAAACACGAACUACGAUUGCGUGUUUGUAACAACGAAAGAGAUCUUGGCAAAAGUUUACGUAGCUUGGCUGAAUAUCUUAUCCACGUGUAUAUCGGCAUAAGUCAAAAGACCAUGAUGAAUCAUCCACUUGUGAAUACAAGUAGAAUUGAGAAAUUUCAAGAUUUAUGUAACGAAGAUAUUGUAGGCAGAAAUUUUCCCAUCACUGACGUCAUAAAUGAAUUUUAUUCUUUUUUUAAGCUGUACCAUGUAAUUGUAAAUAGUUCGAACACCUAUUCAAAUAUCAGAAAGUACUAUCUGCCGAUUUUUAUUAUUCUCGGUCUUUUAGGAAACUGUUUGUCUGCUAUUGUACUCUUCCGUAAAAAGAUGCGUUUUUUUUCAUCCAACAUUUACUUGGGUGUGUUAGCAAUGAGCGACAUCGUCUAUUUGAUGAUAUUACUCAUUAAUUGGCUCCAAAUAAUGGAUAUAAAACUAAUAACAAAUUAUUUGUAUUACUUAAUUUUCUUCAAGGACUUUCUGUUCUUCUUUUCCGAGUUUUUGAGUGUGUGGCUUAUAGUAGCCUUUACCAUCGAGAGAUUUAUAGUGACAAAGUAUCCGCUUCUACGUCGAUCCUGGUGCACUGUCAAACGAGCAAAAAUUGUAGUAAUCACGCUGAUGGGACUAGCGAUGUUACGCAGCAUUCUAUAUACUUUUUAUUUGUAUAGGACCAUGCUCUAUAAAAUGUUUAAAAAAAGCAGCAAUAUGUAUGAUGUGUACAAAUAUAUAAAACUUGACAGACAGUAUGGAUUUACAUACACAAAGCGUAUUAUAGAUUCUAUUAUAAUAUUUAUUUUACCUGCUGUCGCGAUAGUAAUCUGCAAUACUUUGAUAGGAUACCACAUUUACCAGCAAAAUCGUGUUCGCAAAACCUUGAUUACAACGUCCGAUUCUUCUAAUAAGAGGACUCAGAUUUCUAGUGAUAAAAUGCUUCAGCAUAAAAUCACAAAAAUGCUUAUUCUUGUUACGAGCGUAUUUCUAAUUUUGAAAUUACCUGUACAUUAUACUCUCCACCAUUCUUUUCACUUACGUGAAUAUGCCAAUAUGUUUUUUUUGGUAACAAUAUUCGACUUAUUAGACACAGCACAUUACAGUAUAAAUUUUGUUCUCUACUGCGCAACGGGACAAACUUUUCGCAGAGAACUAAUCCGUAUGUUUACGAAACGUACAAAUAAGAAAGAACAAAAAUAUUAUGGGGAUGUAUAAUUAGAAGAAACAGUAUGAUUAAUGCCCAAUUAUGCAGUCAUAAUAAGGUAAUACCAUAAUUAAAGGCG
Molecule: messenger RNA, 1395 nt
Organism: Linepithema humile (Argentine ant)
Lineage: Eukaryota; Metazoa; Arthropoda; Insecta; Hymenoptera; Formicidae
Source: RefSeq, a predicted model, not a curated record